Messenger RNA from Scaptodrosophila lebanonensis, 1539 nucleotides. RefSeq names its product UDP-glucuronosyltransferase 2B10 (gene Ugt303A1). Gene Ontology annotation, molecular function: UDP-glycosyltransferase activity. The record is from RefSeq and is a predicted model, not a curated record. The transcript has 3 exons. The coding region runs from base 1 to 1539 and encodes 512 amino acids. Lineage: Eukaryota; Metazoa; Arthropoda; Insecta; Diptera; Drosophilidae.
AUGGCUAGCUUUUUGAAUAGCGCUUUUACAAAGUUCGACUGCCAAAAAUUAGCUAUAUUUUCGUACGCUUUUCCGGCGCCUUACAUUCUGGUGACGCCAUUCUUAAAUGCCCUUCAAGAUAAUGGACACCAGCUAACAAUAAUUUCAUCGGUUACUGCAAUGCCUACGAUUGAAGGGGUUGAACACAUACGCGUGCAGGCUUUGGAAGAUCAAGUAAAUGAAAUCGUCGCCAACGACUACGUUUUUCCAAUGAGCAAAUGGGAGGAGGCCAUCUGGAUAUCUUCGUUUUUCUAUAACUCAUCAAACGCAGUUUUAUCUGAUCCCAAAGUGCAGUCGUUGUUGACCAAUGCAGAGAUUCAUUUCGAUAUGAUUAUCGUAGAGGCCUCUUAUACAGAUGCGUUAUUUGGCUUUGCUCAACACUUUAACGCACUAUUGGUGGGAAUUUCUGCGUUUGGUUCGACAUGGAACAUCGAUUAUUUAGUAGGACAUUCAGCGCCGAGCACAUACGAGCCAAUUUCGCCUGUAGGCUACUCAAAGGGCUUAACUUUGCUAGAUAAAUGGUACAACUGGAUUUAUAUAACUGAAGAGUGGCUGCUGGAGCGAUUCGUCUACCUACCAAAGCAAACACAGCUCUUUAGAAAAUACUUUAACUCGUCGCUGGACUCUCUUCAUGAUAUACGACGAAGGUUUUCGUUGAUCUUGAUUAAUUAUCACUUCAGCUUAGGGCGCGCGCGUUCCAAUGUCCCCAAUUUAGUUGAGGUAGCUGGGAUGCAUAUGAGUGUGCCAAAUGCCUCCUGCGAUGAGGCCCUUCAGAUUUUUAUGGAUGGGGCCACAGAAGGCGUUGUCUACUUUUCGAUGGGCCUGGAAAUCACGAGCAAGCACUUUCCCAAAGACGGGCAGCAGAAGUUGCUAACAGUGUUUUCCAAAUUAAAGCAGCGAGUGAUUUGGAAGUGCGAACAAGAUGAGCUGCCCAAUAAAUCGGAUAAUAUAUAUACAAGUCCCCUGCUGCCACAGCGUGAGGUAUUAGCCCACCCCAAUGUCAAGUUGUUCAUUACCCACGGUGGACUGCUAAGCAUCAUUGAGGCAGCCUAUUAUGGUGUGCCAAUGAUUGGGCUGCCUCUUUAUUACGAUCAGUUCAGCAAUGUGGAACGUAUGAAACAGGCAGGCGGCGCAAAAAGCUUAGAUCUGUACAAUAUAAACGUUGCGCAACUUAUGGAGACCAUCACAGAACUCAUUUAUAACCCUCGGUAUUCACGCCAAGCGAAAGAUUUGAGUCGGCGCUUUCGAGAUCAACCGAUGUCACCUUUGGAAACAGCAAUCUGGUGGACAGAAUAUGUCCUGAGACAUGAUGGCGCACAUCAUAUGCGAAUGGCCGAGCAAGACCUCUCAUUUAUGCAGUACUACAGUGUAGAUUUGAUAUCAACAGUGUUUACCCGUGUUGGUAUUGUUGCCUCGAUUGUAGCUUACUUAGGUUUAAAGCUGUUUAACUUAGUGCUAGCGCCAUCGCACAUUGGACUGAAUGUGCACAUCUUGAAUUAA